AUGUCGGACGAAAGCAGCGGUCCGUCCAGUGAGCCGCCCCCACCACCCGUCCGUCCCUCCCCCAUCGACCGGGCCCCACUACCCCAGGCCCCCACCAUUUGGGUGCCAGGCACCGAUAUUCCGCCUUCUGGGGAAUGGGCAAGGUAUCUCGAACGGCUGCCUUGGGGUAUCGCAAAAGAAGGCGACCUCAUCAAAUCCUUCUUACUUCGCUAUACCCUGCCAAUGGAAAAACUCCGCGAGCCUGUUGUCAGAGCGUCCAUGGCAAUGACCUCCGAAAGAUGGAACGAAGAAAUUGGCGGACGGCUUGAAAACGUCGAAGCAUUGUUUAUUCAGAUGGUUGGCCGGGUUGCGACCGAGCGCUGCGAGUACUGUCUUGCGGGCCGUGGUAUAUUCCCGCUUUGUGUUGUCUUCGACGUGCCGGGAUUUGUUAAAUGCUGCGGCUGUUGUCUCUACCGGGGUCGCGGGGCAACAUGUAGCCUCCUCGCCUCUGGACCUGGUCAGGCUAUCCUGGUUCAGGGCAGUGGUUUAUACGAUGUACCGGCAGCUACGAGAGCCUCAGAGGGGUCCCGCCUUGCUAGUCGUGCUCGCCGCGACCAUGCCGCUGAUAUUAACAGUAUCACGGACACAUUCCUUGAUAUCACCCUCGUUAUGAAUCAACUGCAAGCAAACAUGGACGACAUUGUUGCCGCGGCCGGCACUGCCGCUGAGAAACUCCACGCAGCACAGUCUCGAGCCGACACCCAACUACCCAUCCGCAGAAACGACGUUGUCCACAUCCGGAACAGCAUUAAUGAUAUGGUGAGCUCGGCAAAUCGCACUAAGUCCGUCUUCGAUAGGCUUGAUCGAAGCUUUAAGGAUGCCAAGGAGGAGUUGAGUCAGAUGCAGGAGAAGCUGCCGCCCCAGUAA
Molecule: messenger RNA, 906 nt
Organism: Penicillium verrucosum
Lineage: Eukaryota; Fungi; Ascomycota; Eurotiomycetes; Eurotiales; Aspergillaceae
Product: DUF3716 domain-containing protein
Exons: 2
Coding region: 1-906 (301 amino acids)
Source: RefSeq, a predicted model, not a curated record